Messenger RNA from Pseudovirgaria hyperparasitica, 2522 nucleotides. RefSeq lists its product as uncharacterized. The record is from RefSeq and is a predicted model, not a curated record. Lineage: Eukaryota; Fungi; Ascomycota; Dothideomycetes; Acrospermales; Acrospermaceae. Gene Ontology annotation, biological process: regulation of DNA-templated transcription; DNA-templated transcription. The transcript has 4 exons. Gene Ontology annotation, molecular function: DNA-binding transcription factor activity, RNA polymerase II-specific; zinc ion binding; DNA binding. Bases 174 to 2282 code for a protein of 702 amino acids.
ACGUGCUGGCUGACUACUCUAUCAAAAAAGCACUUGCCGUCAUACAGCUGUGCCUUUGUGACUUCAUUUUGGGAUAAGGCCAAUCGUCCCCUAACGGCUCCGGCAGCAGCUCUGGCUCAGAUCUCUCCUCUUCAUGGAAAGCUCCGGCUGGGCCGACUAAACCUCUCAAGAACAUGUCGCCCGUCUCGACUCCACCGACUGGCACUUCAGCGCUCAUCAAGAGAGCCUGUGACAGUUGUCACCGGCGAAAAGUCAAGUGCGAGCGUGGGACUGGAGACAGCGCGAAGCCAUGUAAGAACUGCAUCACGUCCGGCCUGCAGUGCACAUACAAUGCCAUCCCCCAGAAGAAGGGCCCCAAGGGCAGCCGCGCAAAGGUCAUCUCCGAACUGCGCGAGACCCAGCGACAGAACAUCCCCUAUCUCCACGACUUCUCCAGGUUCGAGCCGGCGUGGGCAAAGACGCCGCAUCUCGUCAACCAGGAGCUGGCCGACCACUGUGCCGACUACUACUUUGCGAAUCUGUAUCCCACCCAGCCCAUUCUGCACCGCCAGCGGCUGGCCGAGUACUUCAUGGCCAUGGAGCAUACCCUGGAGCCGUACUGCUUCGUCACCGUGUUUUGCGCCUACAUGAUGAUGCUGCAGCGCAACAUGCCGCCGCCACCUGGUCUCGACAUGUAUAGAGCGGCCGCGCAGCCGUCGAAUGGGGCGUACGGCGAGGCGCUUUUGGAGGAAGCCAUCCGGGUGCGGAAGAACGGCACUUAUACGGAGAAUCCGACCAUUUUGACGGUACUCACUUCAUAUUAUAUGUACGAAUGUUUUUUUGCCAUCGACAGGCCCAACACCGCCUGGUUUCACCUCCGGGAAGCUACCACACAUGCGCACAGUCUGGGCAUGGGAGACGAGGAAUCAUAUAGAACUCUGGAUCCCAUGGAGACUCUGCAGCGCCGGCGCUUGUUCUGGCAACUGUUUAUCACCGAAAGAGCAUUUGCACUACAUAAGCAUCGUCCGCUGACGUUGCAUGCAACGAUACACCCUCCAAUUGAGGACGAAGAUCCCACGGACCGCAUCUCAAUUACAGGGUUUUGCCGAUUAAUCAACCUAUAUAGGCCGUUUGACGACACGUUUAUCGGGCUGUGGAACAAGGUCCAGACGACAUGCCUUCCCUCCUGGCUACUCGAACUUCACAAGAAACUCGAGGACGCCCUGCCAGUCUAUCUCGAGAAUACAAACACCGAGACGCAGGUUGUGGAUCUGCGCACCAGCCAGAUCUGGCUCAAGACCAUGGUAUGGCAGCUGAGCAUCAGCCACGGCUUCAUCUCCAGCGUCGCAUCCGACAACGCGAUGAGCUUCAAGUACCCGAUCGAGAUAUCACGCGACUGGAUAGCCAUGUCAAGCCAUUUCAGACAGCAGGCAAUGGAAGUGCAUGGGGUCGGUCUGAUCGAGAAACUCUUCGACGUCGCGUGCACUCUCACCGAUGUAUUGUCCUACGUCCCCCUCGACUACGCCCAGUCCAUCAACCCGUCCUACGACCCUUCCUUCGGCGCCUCUCCCCCUUCUCCACGAGACUUCCUGACCCGCUACUACACCAUCAUCAGCAACCUCCGCGCCAACUCCCCGCGCUACACCACCGUGCUGAUGGAGAAGAUCAACGACAUGCUCCCCGACAUGACAAACCAGCUCUCCCUCGCCUCCGCCCUGCCUGGCUCCGCGCCCCAUUCCGCCGGCGGCUACGCCCCCAACCCGCCUCAACCCCCCGAUCUCCCCAGCUCUCACCACAGCGCUCACCCCUCGCAGCACCACCCCCCGGGUCCCACACCGCCCCUAUACAGCGACCCAGGCGCCGCAAUAACAGGCACCUCCGGCAUGCCCCCGCCCGCACCCACACAGGGCGGCCAUCACAACGUCAACGUGUCCGUCUCGCUAUCCCAAUACACCGGCGGUCCGAACGACAUAAAGCCCGCUCACCGCCAAGACUACCCGCCGCAGCAAGCACAGCAGCAACAACCGCAACAGCAACAGCAACAACAACAGCACCAACAGCAACAGCGCGACUACGCUCAGUACACUUCCCCCCAUACACCCACCCAUCCAUCCUCCUUCGCCUACCCAGCCGUGACAACCAGCAUCCCCGUCUACGCAGACUCCGGCGGCGGCGUAGCACCCGGUAUAGCAGGCGUCGGCGUAACCGUAGGCGUCAGCGGACCAGGCACUGGAAGCGGCCUAUACGGUGGUGCCAGCGGGCAAGCAGGGGGUAGCGGCGGUGGCGGCGGCGGAUACGAUUGACUGAUUGACUGACUGACUGAUUACUUGAGCAAAAUACAAAAGACGGCAUUUUUUGAGGGAAAGGAGAAGGGGAAGAGGAGGCUUUUUUCACGAUGCUGUACUACCACCCAACAGGCUACUCAACAGGGGGUGGAGGGGGGUGGAAGUAUAGAGGAUAUAUGCAUCAACGGACCCCCUCGACGAAGAAGGGAUCAUCAGAGCGCGUGUAUGGCGCAAUUUACCAGGUCUCCCGAUGGAUGG